This is a messenger RNA of Rhipicephalus microplus (southern cattle tick), 4324 nucleotides long. RefSeq names its product folylpolyglutamate synthase, mitochondrial. Gene Ontology annotation, cellular component: mitochondrion; cytoplasm; cytosol. Lineage: Eukaryota; Metazoa; Arthropoda; Arachnida; Ixodida; Ixodidae. Gene Ontology annotation, biological process: tetrahydrofolylpolyglutamate biosynthetic process. The record is from RefSeq and is a predicted model, not a curated record. Gene Ontology annotation, molecular function: tetrahydrofolylpolyglutamate synthase activity; ATP binding.
CCCGAAACUGCGAUACAUAUGCGAAAGCAGAUUGUUCCUCAAAACGUAAACCUGAGAAUAGCUCUGUAGUGUAUAGGAGUGGUUGUGUCUGUUAAGACGUGCGGUUUGAACGUGCUGCAGUUUUACCGUCCUCAGUGUGUUGGCAUGCGCACGGAUUCAGCGCUAAAACAUGGUUCAAUGUGUGGUUAACAAACCACGUGGUGUGUAAGCAGUGACGCAACACGCGGAAGAUCGUUACAGAGGUGGCAGAUACGUGAAAAAGUAAUGGAGAUAUUGCAUAGAUGUUCUGUGGUGGAGCUCUUCGAUUCUAGAUUUACGGGUAAUCACAUUUCGACGAUUAUGUGUGUCGCCUCCCAGAAAUGUAGCUACCGUAACCAUGCUCCGUGCUACACCAGCUACACAGAGUGAACAAGAUCCGUUUUGACGUCGUGCAGUGGGGCAAUAGCACACGAGGCCGCGAUAAGAGAUAAGGGGCGAGGUGGCGUAGGGAGAUUGAAGGAAUGUGGCGUUGCUGGCUCGUUAACAUUGUGUGGUGAGAGCAGCUAGCACCGUCAGCAGACGACGGUCGUCCUAGGCCGCGGCUAUCAUCUGGUUCGCAGGAAGGCAGAUUUAGCUCAGGUGCACCGGUUUUGCUGUGUCACUUCUGGAUGUACUAAGAAAAUCGAAACAAGUCGGAUGUUGCACUAGCCUACCAAACUCGGUUUUCCUGGUUCUACUCCGAUGCCCAGUGGGGAAUGAGAAACCUGCUCCGCCGCCUAAUGAUGGUGAAACCGACCCAGGUUAGAACUGUCUGUGACCUUCCCGCCAAGCCGACACCAACUGUAUCGCCUAAACGGUGUUAUGAGGAUGCAGUGUAUGCCCUCAAUAACCUCCAGAGUAAUGAAGCUACGCUGAAAAAAUCGAUGCAGUACCCGACCAGUGCGUUUCUCAAAUCAAGACUAAUGCCUGAGCAUCUUCAAGCAGUUGGCCUAAAGGUAUCAGAUCUUGAUGACCUCAAGGUAAUCCAUGUGGCUGGAACAAAAGGAAAAGGAUCAACGUGCGCUUUUGCUGAAAGUAUUCUCAGACAUCAUGGCUUUAAAACGGGACUCUACACCUCUCCUCAUCUCGUGGCAGUUCGAGAAAGGAUCAGAAUAAAUGGGAAACCACUGUCCGAAGCUGCUUUUGCAAAGUACUUCUGGGAUGUUUACCAUAACCUAAAAGCCAAGGAGGGACUGGACAUUCCAGCCUAUUUUCAAUUCUUGACUGUGAUGGCAUUUAAGGUAUUCAUCAUGGAAAAAGUUGAUGUGUUGGUGCUUGAAGUAGGUGUUGGUGGCGAAUAUGAUUGUACUAAUGUAAUAAGGCAUCCUACUGUGGUUGGCAUCACAUCCCUGGGUUUAGAUCAUACACGUUUGCUAGGCUCAAGCCUGCAGGAAAUUGCUUGGCAAAAAAGUGGCAUUUUCAAGAAGGGCUGUCCAGCAUUUUCACUUCCCCAGCCAGAGGGAGCAUUUCAGGUGCUCCAGGAGAGGGCACAGGAGAGGGAGUGUUCACUCAGCUUGGCACCUCCACUUUUGACAUAUGAAUGCGAGUCACCACUUCUGCAACUGGGAAUACCUGGGGAGCCACAGCAUGCAAAUGCAUCACUUGCAUUGCAGUUGUGCAAGACCUGGCUUUCAAAGCACUGCUCAUCUAGUUCCGCAGCGAAAAAACAAGUAGCAAGAGAUGCUGCUCAACGAAAGUGGCUGCAUGACCAGAAUUUACCUUUUAUUGUUCCUCCUUUCACCAUAUCAAAGUUAAUGGCCAAAGGUCUUGAGCAGUGCCGAUGGCCUGGUAGGUGUCAAAUAGUUCCUGCUGGACAAGGCAUGACACUGUACUUGGAUGGGGCGCACACAGAGGAAUCUGUGCACUAUUGUGUACGCUGGUGGCGGGAAGCUGCAGCAUCUGAACAAUGUGCUUUGGGCGCGAAUGUUCAGGUUCACCGUGUGCUUCUGUUCAACUGUAUGGGGGACCGCCGGCCCGAGGUUCUGCUCUCUUAUCUCGCAGAGGAGCCCUUUCAUGUAGCACUGUUCACACCUAACCGCCUCACUGUAAGCAAGAGCCCAUACUCGGAUCAGAGUGACUUUACUGUGGAGAAGUGCACAGAGACGGCCAGAUGCAAAUCCAACAUGCGCAUCUGGUGUCACUUACUGUCAAGCCUUCAAGAAGAAGAGAUGCUUGGUGUAGGCAGCCCUACAUCUCCACCAAGCCUCAAAGGGAACCCUGAAGACUCUUGCAUUGUGUUUUUCUGCAUCUCUGAUGUCAUGGCCUGGCUCCAGGAGCAGCAAGUGGCUGCCCAGCAAUUGACACCUCCUUGCCACAUACAGGUCUUGGUAACUGGAAGCCUUCAUCUGGUUGGCGGAGUAAUGUGCCUACUGGAUCCCAAACUUGCAUUGCUUUAGGGGAUGUACUAACAAAUCUCCAGCUGUAUAGAAAAUUUACCAUCACAUUUACUUUAAAAGAGAACACAUUAUAUGGUUGCAUUUAUAUUUCUAGUUUUUCACACUAGAGGUAUCAUUAUAUUUUGUCAAGAAUAAGGUGUCAGGUUUGAAUUACCAAUAAUAGUACUAUUACUGCAGUGUGUGUUUUAACAUAACUUUGCGCUUUUAUGAAACAGUAGUCCAGUAGAGAUGUCAAUAACAUGUUUUGCAAUCUGCCAAACACCAAGUAACAAUGCCCUUAAUGCACACAGCUUGAAACAAUUAUUUAAUGGUUCACUUUUACUGUUAAGCAGCUGUUAUGUUUUUAAAGCUUGCCAUUCCACAGCAAGCUAUGGUAGUGAGCAUGCCAAUAAUUUUGCAAUAAUGUACGAAGCAAAUACUUGUCUUUGUUCCUUUAUAAUCAGAUUCUCGGGCUCUUAACUCAGCAUCAUCUUGAUUGUCCUUUGGCUUACAGUGAGCUAUAUGAUAAAUUAGGUUUUUAAAGGAUUUAUCAAAAGAGAUCACAAGUUUUGGUAAAGAAUUGCUGAAAAAUCAAAAUUUCAUAAUGCUUUAAGUGUCUCUAGGCUGAAGCACAUGUGUUGUGAAAGUUUUGUUAAUAGUGUUUUGCAUGGUCUGUGUGCAGCUAAUGCUCAUCUUGCCAGACACUGUGAACUUUGCGCGUGUAUAGCUGUCUCUAGUAAGAAACAUUAUAUUGAGGCUAUGUUGGUCUCUUUUAAUGUGGGUUGUGUAGUUUUUACUCUUUUAAACAUUUUAUAAAAUACUGUUAUGCAUUUUGAUGCAGCUGCCUUGCAAUAGGACCCAAGGAGUGUGGCAAAACUACAGUAAGGUAUAUGCUAAGGCAUUUAAAAGUUAUAAGGCUCAGAUACAUCUUCUUUAGAAAGACAAAUUGUUGAAACCAACGAAAUAAGCUCAAGCCUUCUCUCAUAGCUUGUAAGCAUGCUGUAAAAGUUAAACAGUGUGCUUGAUUGGGCUGGUUGGUGUUGCAUGGUAGACUAAAACAGCGUGAAGGACAGGACAAACGGAAAGAGAAGACAAACACAGCAUUUUAGUUGUCUUGUUUCUUGUAAUGAUAUAUGUGGGGUUUAACGUCCCAAAACCACCAUAUUAUGAGAGACGCCUUCGUGGAGAGCUCUGAAAAUUUUCACCACCUGGGGUUCUUUGACAUGCGCUUAAAUCUGAAUAGGGCCUAUAGCAUGUUUGCCUCCAUCCAAAAUGCAGCUUCUGCAGCUGGGAUUAUCUCGCGACCAACGUUCCUGUAAAAGUUCUGCGAAUUGAUAGGGCAGCAUGAAAGUUAUAAUAUGAAAGUUAUAAUAAAAAAAGCUAAUGACUUCUUGAAAAACUGGAUUUAGCACGAUUUAAUGGGACUCGUUAUAGCAGCACACUUACUUCCUUGGACACAAAAUUCGGCAUCACAUGACUAGGGUGACAUGUUCCGCUAUUGCAUCGGCAAAACCAGUGGCAGAACAGGCCUUUAAAGCCAAAUAUGUGAAAUGGCCCCCAAAAUAACUUUUGCACUAGUGAUCAAUGUGUACCGUACCCCCCAGAGUACUGAGGUGGUCCAUAUGUGGCUUUCCAGGUCUCUGGUUUUCCAGAAAUUAUAGCCGUUUCAGAGCUCUCCCAUUAUUGGGUGGGUUAGCUUGCUAGAAAAUCUCAGCAUUUGGCAUCGAUCUUCUUGGCUUUAUUGCUUUACAGAUAGAAUAUGGGUCAUGCUCUGCAUAUGGCACACUAUCACUUGUUUGACUGUGCAAUUGAAUUGUUCUUAUUUUGUAUUGGUGGCUACAGUUUAAAACUUUUAUUUACACCUGUAUACCUUGAACAGAGCUGCUAAAUAAAUGCAUUUGUCAAAGGUACUGUAUUGUACCCAAGCUUUG